GAGAGGGAGAGAGAGAUAGGGACAAGAGUGGCCCAUCAAUGUUGUGAUCAAGCGCAAGAGCUCAACACACACCCCUAAAUCUAAUCGCAGGCAUCUCGAUUCCGGGAAGUCCUGCAACACCUCGAACCCUCGGCCACUUUCCCACCUUCACUGAUCAAAACACGGGCACCAGGGGCCUGCUCUCCGUUUUUAAAGUGGACCUAACACCGCCUUACUUUCUUGACAUGGGAGACAUGGGUGAUCCACCAAAAAAAAAGCGUCUAAUCUCGUUGUGUGUCGGCUGUGGGAAUCAAAUCCAGGACCAGUAUAUUCUGCGAGUGUCCCCGGACCUUGAGUGGCACGCGGCAUGUUUGAAAUGUGCAGAAUGUAACCAGUAUCUGGACGAGUCCUGUACAUGUUUUGUCCGAGACGGAAAAACGUACUGUAAACGGGACUACAUCAGGUUAUAUGGGAUAAAAUGCGCAAAAUGCAACAUCGGUUUCAGCAAAAAUGACUUCGUCAUGAGAGCACGCUCGAAGGUUUAUCAUAUCGAGUGUUUCAGAUGUGUGGCGUGUAGUCGGCAGCUCAUCCCCGGAGACGAGUUCGCUCUGCGGGAAGAUGGGCUCUUCUGCAGGGCCGACCAUGAUGUGGUGGAGCGGGCAACAAUGGGUGCUGGUGACCCAUUAAGCCCAUUACAUCCGACGAGACCUUUACAAAUGGCAGCAGAGCCCAUUUCGGCACGUCAGCCCGCGCUUCGACCUCAUGUGCACAAGCAGCCUGAGAAAACAACCCGCGUCCGGACAGUCCUCAACGAAAAGCAGCUCCAUACCUUGAGGACUUGUUACAAUGCCAACCCUCGACCCGACGCUCUCAUGAAAGAGCAGCUCGUUGAGAUGACGGGUCUCAGCCCGAGAGUCAUCAGGGUUUGGUUUCAAAACAAGCGCUGCAAGGACAAAAAGAGGAGCAUACUGAUGAAACAACUCCAUCAGCAGCAGCCCAACGACAAAACGAACAUCCAGGGGAUGACAGGGACUCCAAUGGUGGCGACCAGUCCAGAGAGGCACGACGGUGGUUUGCAGGCAAACCAAGUGGAGGUGCAGAGUUACCAACCGCCUUGGAAAGUCUUGAGUGACUUCGCACUGCAGAGUGACAUUGACCAGCCUGCUUUCCAGCAACUGGUGAAUUUUUCUGAAGGAGGACCAGGCUCCAACUCCACAGGGAGCGAGGUCGCCUCGAUGUCCUCGCAACUGCCAGAUACACCAAACAGCAUGGUAGCGAGUCCUAUAGAGGCAUAAGCGAGUGGAUUACUGUAGCCUACCCGAAGUAUGGGAAAGGACGAGUCGGGGAACCAAUCUCAGAGAUGGGGUCGUGAAGUUUCUUCCAUCCCUUUUAAUUUAGGGCCACUCGAUCCUGAAUAAAACCCAUCCUCCAACUGCACGAGGCCUCUUUAACGAAACAACCCUUGGUUGUAUUUAUAAACUGUGAUGACAAUCAUGGAAUUUAAACACACUCAGAUGUACCGAGCAAGUCCAACGAGUGUUGCGCAAAGACCAUUUCAUGAGUAGGUUACCCUUGAUGAGAAGUUGCAAACUUCAGCGAAAGUGGACCCAGCCGGCGCACAUAUUCACAUAACGAACUUGAAUUGAUCAUUGCAGUGCACCGCGGCGCGGCCGAGUGGACCUGGUCGGCUACACUUUUGCCAAAAAACCCCUACGCACCCCCCCCCCCCCUUCCCCUCCCCCAACACACACACUUUUUAUGACAAAUCAAUGGACCUUUGUGGAUAUAAGACGCAAGUGAACUUAGUCUAAUAUACACAUUCAUACAUCAAACUACUAUUGUGCGCAACGUGAGUAGCCUAUUGUGAAACCAUGACUGUUUAUUCUGUACCUAUAAAAUAGAUCGAAAUGGACUAGUUCACACAUUGAAGAGGGUGUAUGGCAGCCGAGGUCUACUGCGAUUACAGUUUUUAUUGGUCUCUUUUAAGCCCAAGUACUACUAAAGCAUUGCAACAAGGUAUACCUCUAUUUUGCCACAAGCUGUGUGGGAAUUUCAUGUGUUCGUGUCCGUCCAAGAACUUUUUUUCUUUCCCAAAGAUGUGUAUAGAUUUAAGUUAAUAUGACUGAUUAGCUCUGAAGGUUUCUUGUUUUUAGUGUAUUACAAAACAUUUUAUUAUUUAUUGUCAAAAGACAUGCCACUUUUGUGUAAUUUUACUUGCUUAAGUAAAAAGGAAGAAAAGAAUA
Messenger RNA from Xyrauchen texanus (razorback sucker), 2222 nucleotides. RefSeq names its product insulin gene enhancer protein isl-1. Bases 225 to 1274 code for a protein of 349 amino acids. Gene Ontology annotation, molecular function: cis-regulatory region sequence-specific DNA binding; DNA-binding transcription factor activity, RNA polymerase II-specific. NCBI's taxonomy places the organism in Eukaryota, Metazoa, Chordata, Actinopteri, Cypriniformes, Catostomidae. Gene Ontology annotation, cellular component: nucleus. Gene Ontology annotation, biological process: neuron fate specification; positive regulation of transcription by RNA polymerase II; axonogenesis. The record is from RefSeq and is a predicted model, not a curated record. The transcript has 6 exons.